Molecule: messenger RNA, 3117 nt
Organism: Aplysia californica (California sea hare)
Lineage: Eukaryota; Metazoa; Mollusca; Gastropoda; Aplysiida; Aplysiidae
Product: rac GTPase-activating protein 1
Biological process (GO): signal transduction
Source: RefSeq, a predicted model, not a curated record
UUCUUCUGUUUCAAACUCAAGACAAGCGGUUGAGGAAAAAGCAAAGCAUGUAAUGUAAACAGUGGACGAAGGAUGAAUUUUACAUUUAUUUGUACAUAAAAGUUUAAGUCAUUAAGUGAAACGUAAACACAAGGAUAUUUUACAUUUGUUUCCGCUCUACCUGAGAAGACUUCAAAAUGACACUGGGAAAGAACAAGGGAGAAUCUGCCAAAUCUUUGGUGGCACCAUUUGAUGAGUUGAUGCGAAAAGCAAAAGUGCUGCAGUCAGGAUGUGAAGCAGAAUUCAAAAUAUUCACUGUCAACCAAGAUGAAAACCGUGUGAAAUGGCUGAAUUCUGAACAGAAGAAUGAAAGUAUGGAGGACAAAUUGAAGAGGCUUGAGGCUCAGGCUGCCACCCUAGAGACUCAGCUAAAGCAUGCCAGACUCCAAGCGGAAUAUGAAUUACAAAGAAGAAAAACUGCAGAGAAAGAGAAGGAUGAUAUGGAUCGUCAAAUUGGUGUAAUAAGAGAGCUUCUUGUUGACAAGAACAGCAAGAGCAUUAUCCAUGAGAAUGACAGGGAGCGACUGGCAGCUUUUACCAGUAACCAACGUCUAAGCACACAGAACGACAUGAGCAAUACCAGACUAAACACUAUCAUGGAGCGGUCUGCAUCCUUCCUGUCGGAUGUUAGCUUUGACAAGACGGAGGAAGACCCGUUGAGCGACUCUCGGCUCCGCAGUGGCAGGAAGUGGAAGCGCCCCUCGGCACCACUUCCUCCUGAAGAGGAAGAGAACACACCACCAAAGCGGAAUCGGAAUGAAACCGGUCCCAAUGACUCAGUCGUGACUGCUACCAUUACAAUCGACACUGCAGGGAAACCUAGUGCCACCGUGGAGACCAGUGUCCCCAAGCUGAACAAAAGCUUCAGUGAACCGUCUCUGGAUAAACGUAAUGACAGUGGAGACAGUGAUGACGAGGCAUUUGGUUUUCAGCGUAAUUUCAACGCCAACAACAGGAACUCGAGUGCUAAGCCAAGGAAAAGCAUUCUAAAGAGCACACCAGAGACCCCAAUGUUGAGGAAAGCUAACUCUGCUGGUCGGGGAUUAAACAGGGUGCACAUAUUUAUUUCCAAGACGGUCAUCAAACCUGAGACUUGUGUGCCGUGUGGCAAGAGGAUUCGCUUCGGCAAGUUUGCAAUGAAAUGCAAAGACUGCCGGGCAGUGUGCCACCCAGAGUGCAAGGAUCGCCUUCCGUUGCCGUGUAUCCCAUCCUGCCCUAGCACGCCGGGGGUGAACAAGCUGUGUGAGGGUCUUAUUUCAGAUUUUGCUCCUGUUGAGAGGCCCAUGAUUCCCAGACUGAUUGUGAACUGUGCUAAUGAAGUGGAGCUGAGAGGGCUUGAUGAAGUGGGCAUUUACAGAGUCCCAGGAUCUGACAAGGACCAGAAGGAGCUGAAAGAGAAGUUCCUCAAAGGAAGAUAUCCAAAUCUGUCCAACCUCAAUGACAUCCACGUCAUAUGCGGGUGCCUGAAAGAUUUCCUGAGGGGCUUGAAGGAACCUCUCAUUACUUACAACCUGUGGCCAAGUUUUGUUGCAACCAACGAUAUCCGCUCAAGAGAGAGAUGUACUGAGGAGCUGUGUCGCCUUGUCAACUUGCUGCCUCAGGCAAACAGAGAUACUCUGGCCUUCCUUGUACAGCAUCUGCAAAAUGUUGCAGGGAGCCCAGCGUGUAAGAUGCCGGCCUCAAAUCUGUCCAAGGUGUUUGGACCAACAGUCGUGGGCUACUCCUGCCAGGAGCCUGCCCCCAUGCAGAUAAUGGAUGAGACUCAGAAACAGAACAGGGUCAUGGAGAGGCUUUUGGACAUCCCAAACGAGUUCUGGGCAGAUCAGCUGAACAUGGAUGAGAUCAGUCUGUUCCCCGCAGGAACCCCGUACACGCCGGACAGUGCUCAUGCAGGUUCUCUGUGAAGAUGCGUGAGCCGACCAAACCCAGCCGGUUUUUCUCCUCUCCUCUCGUCCACUGAGCUCAAGGAACAGACGUUUUUACACAGCGCACCGCAGCACAGCCGGCACUUCGUGCUCCAAGUUUGCUCUCUUGGAAAGCUUUGAGCAUUUAUGAAAUGGAAUGAUCCGUAUUAUUUUUGUAAUCAAAAGAAGACACUGGUGUAAAUCUCGCUGUGGUUAAGUGAUGUAUUCAGCGGAAAUGUUCAGCUUCCAAUUUUAUAAUUUUUUGAGGGAUUUAAAUUUUGUCUGACAAUCAUGUUUCUUUGGAUGAUUAAUGAUCAAAAUCUCUGUUCUGAUUGUUGGAGAGACUUUGCUUUGUCCAUGUUUUACCUUUCAGGAAGAAAAAACAACAACCCAAUCCUGGAAUAUAAAUCUUUCCGAUUUUUGUACCAUCUUUGGGUUGGGUAGGCUGACUUGUAUUUUUGUAGUGUGUUUGAUGAAUAUGUUUUUUUUUUAGUUUAGAAAUAUUUCCCAUCAGUGACAUGUGUGUUUCAGAUAUUUAUGGUUACAGUCAUUUACGUACCUAUAGUGCAUUAUCGCAUACUCCGACAUAACGUUAGACAUUACUCUGUUUGUAUAGUACUACAGAAAUGUGAAGACUUCGUUAGACAAUAUAACAGUAAUGACUGUGUACAUAUUAUAUGUUAUAUAUAUAUAUAUAGAUAUAGUCUUUCAUUUCCUUGGGUCUUUUUUUUUUCCAUACUCCUGAUACUCAUAGCAGCUGCUUCUUGGCCCUGUUCAAUUUUAUAGAGAUAUCAGGUCAUUUACCACACGUGCCAGCAGGGUUUAAGUCCUUGCAUUAUCCGUAAAUAGAUCAAAGUUGUUCAUAAAGUUUUCCAGUAUUUUUUCCCCCACCCAGUUGCAGCGUGGAUUGGGAUGGUUGUUGAUUCCGAGGUCUGGAAAGAAUGAUAUAUUUUUUCAAAGGCACCUGCUAGAUAGGUUCAGGUACUGUUUCAGCCAUUCCGAGGUCCCGCCUCAUAAAUUGCCAUUAUGCUGAAAGGGGCGUAAAACACACACCCGACCCAGACAGGUGUGCCGGUGAUCUCUUUGUAUAGUAUAGGUCUGGAUUGAUAACAACAUAUUAAUAAUAAUAAUAAUGAAGAUCAUUUCUAUAGCGCCCACUCCCGUGUAAACACAG